AUGGCGGAUCGAAAACGGUUCGAUCCAAGGCCUAUGGAGAGUCGGCAAACCUCCGCACGAGAAAUAAAGGGUGCGCGCUGGAGAUACCUUCUCGCCGGGGCUCUAGGAAUCCUAUGGUGGACGCUGCCGUAUCCAACCCGACAUGUAAUCUCUGAACCGCUGUCAAACUCGGCACCGGUAGAGGCGUCGGUCCCUUUUGACUGGGAGCACAUUACGCCGUCUGAAUCUCUAGAGUACUCGAACUGUGGGGACGGCUUCCAAUGUGCCCGGCUCGAGGUGCCGAUGGAUUACAAUCGUACAGACUCGUUGGGCCGAAAAUUUACGUUGGCAGUGGUGCGCCUCCCGGCCAAAGUUCCCAUCGAAGACCCUCGAUAUGGAGGUGCAGUUUUAAUUAACCCAGGUGGUCCUGGAGGUCCUGGAACCCUACAGGCUCUUAUAUCGGGCCGCAAUCUACAGCUCAUUAUAGAUUCAGAUAAUGACCCCAGUUCCGCGCCAGUGGACUCGGGCGAUAAAUAUUUCGACAUUAUUGGUUUCGAUCCUCGCGGUGUAGGUUCUACAACGCCGGCGGUGACAUGUUUUCCCGAUGCACACUCACAGCGGAAUUGGGAGCUGCAGAUGGAUGCAGAGGGGAUGUUGGGAAGCGGACCCGACGCAUUACGGAGGAAUUGGCAGCGCACUCAAGCACUCAAUUCCGGAUGCUCUGUUUGGGAAAUGGCAUCGGGAGGCAUUCAAGGCGAUGAGGCUAUGAUGGAGUACGUGAGUACUCCGCUUGUGGCUCGCGAUAUGAUCUCUAUCAUCGAACGUCACGGUGAAUGGCGGGAGAAAGAGGGCGAAAAAGCCCAAAGGAUCUAUGAUCAGACCCAAGGGCCCGAUGUCUCGCGGGAAAUCCUUCGGCGAACGCAGUGGAAAGUUGGUCAGGAGGUUUUGCUGUAUUGGGGCCGAUCCUAUGGCACCCUGUUGGGCAUGACUUUCGCGGCCCUCCAUCCACAUCGUGUCUCACGCGUUAUUCUCGACGGGGUAGUCGAUAUGGAGAAGUACUACGAGGGCCGAGGUUCGAAUGUGGUGGUUGACUCGGAUGCGAUAUUCGACCGUUUUGGGGAUUAUUGCAACCAAGCUGGCCCUGAGGAUUGUCCUUUUUACUUCGAGGGAGGUCCAGAAGCUAUCACCGAUGCUUACUGGACUCUGGAGAAUCAGGUGCUGAACGCCUCUGUUCCGGUAAUGGCAUCCUUUACUCGCGGACCUGAAGUUGUCACCUGGACGGAUAUGAAAACUCUUCUCCGUGUCGCCGUCUAUCAGCCCCUUCUCUCUUUCCACUCCUUUGCCUACCACAUGAGCGAGCUUGCUAAAGGCAACCCUGUUCCCAUGGCAGAUUUCAAGCACCGUAAGCAUUUCGGGGCAUGCCCGUCUAGCGAGUGCCAGCUUGACGGACCGUGGUCACCCGCAUGUGCAAGUUCGCAAGAGAACACUCUCUAUGCAAGUGCUGCUAUUCUCUGUACCGAUGCAGAAUACAUGACGAAGCACACUGAAGAGCAGUUUGAGAAAGUUUGGACUAGCACUCGGGCCGAUAGUGCAACUCUUGGCGAUUAUUGGAGUCAGUUGCAACUAGCUUGCGUGGGCUGGAAAGCCAAGGCCAAACAAAAGUUUUUGGGUCCCUGGGGUGCCGAAACGGCGCAUCCGAUGCUCUUCGUUUCCAAUCUGUUGGAUCCGGUGACUUCUCUUAGCAGUGCACAGCACAUGUCUCAACUAUUCCCUGGAUCUGUCCUACUCCAGCAAAACUCAGAAGGGCACACCACUAUAGCAGCCCCUUCGGUAUGCAUUGCUAAGGCAAUUCGCAAAUACUUCCAGAUCGGCGAACUUCCCCCUCCAGGAACGCUUUGUGAGGCUGAUUUGAAGCCAUUGAUUGGAGCGCCUGAGCAAGUCGUUGCUCAAGAACUUAGUUCCGCCGACCUUGAACUCUUCAACGUGCUCAUGGCCGAAGUAAAGCAGGGAUUUCUCCCCCGUUUGACUGUUUAG
Penicillium macrosclerotiorum is the source of this 2013-nucleotide messenger RNA. RefSeq names its product alpha/beta hydrolase. The coding region runs from base 1 to 2013 and encodes 670 amino acids. The record is from RefSeq and is a predicted model, not a curated record. The transcript has 5 exons. NCBI's taxonomy places the organism in Eukaryota, Fungi, Ascomycota, Eurotiomycetes, Eurotiales, Aspergillaceae.